AUGACCAAACCACCCCCGGUCCCUUACCCCGGUUGUUUACUUCGACAAAAGACCGACGAGCAAUUCACUAAGUUUGUGAGCUUGCUUAAACAACUUCACAUUAAUCUCCCUUUUAUGGAAGUCCUCACUCAAAUGCCAAAAUACUCCAAAUUCAUGAGAGACUUCCUCACUCACAAAAGAAAGAUUGAAUCCAUUCAACAAGUCACCCUAAGUGAAGAAUGCUCGGCGGCACUCCUCAACAAGCUCCCGCAAAAGAAGAUUGAUCUCAGAAGCUUCACCAUUCCUUGCUCCAUUGGUGGAUCACCAAUAAGCAAUGCGCUAGCUGACUUGGGGGCUAGCAUUAAUCUAAUGACGACCUCUAUUUUCAACCGACUAGCGGUAGGUAAGCCACAUCCUACAAAGAUGAGCAUACAACUUGCGGAUAGAUCGGUAAAAUACUCUCAAGAUGUCAUAGAAAACCUAUUGGUAAAGGUCGGAGAAUUUGUUUUUCCGGCCGACUUUGUUAUCUUAGACAUGGAAGAAGACACCUACACUGAAAUCCCACUCAUAUUAGGACGACCCUUCCUUGCCACCGCACGAGCAAUGGUGGAUAUGAGUGACGGAAAGUUAACAUUGAAGGUUGGUGAAAAAGAGAUCAAGUUUGAAGUGGGGCAGCGAGAAGAGGAUUAUCCGGUCAAAUACCUCAAAGCGAUUGACUCAAGCCUAGACGACACUCUAUAA
This is a messenger RNA of Helianthus annuus (common sunflower), 720 nucleotides long. RefSeq lists its product as uncharacterized. The transcript is spliced from 2 exons. The record is from RefSeq and is a predicted model, not a curated record. Bases 1 to 720 code for a protein of 239 amino acids. NCBI's taxonomy places the organism in Eukaryota, Viridiplantae, Streptophyta, Magnoliopsida, Asterales, Asteraceae.